GGAUUCCUCUGCGCCUGCCUUGGUGUAUUUACGGUACUCUAGUUCUAUGCACGCAGGCGUCAGAAGAAGCCGGUAAAAUUCAAAGUUGAAGGAGGAGACUCAUUGAAAUCACUGCACAACAAAAAGUCAGUGAUUUCACUGUUUGCAGCUCAUAAUGGAGGAGAAGGAGAACAGUGCUUUAAAAAGACCGAGAGAACCCGUGUGGGAAGACAAUGUCCCCUCCACAUCAGAGGGGAACGAUGAAAAGAAGCGGCGGCGGCUGGAGGCGGCCGGUCAGAGUCCAAAACCAUCCUCGUCAGGACUCCAAGCGGAGUUCUACUCCAAGCCGGACACACCGAUGGUUCCGUCAGUCCGGUCCAGGAUCCAGCAGCUCAGCCGAAGACGAGAGGGGGCAUCUCCGCUGGCCCAGCGGUGCCUCUCGGAUCCUGGGGGGUGCAGCCCGUCAGUCCCCCCCUAUGGAAGGGUCUUCAGAGAGGCUGCCAUUGGUCAGGCGGAGUUUCAUCAGCGACUGGAGCGUUUUAAGUCGCCCGACUUCCGGGCUUCUACCGCUCGAACGACGGGCCCGGCCACCACCCCCCAGAUGACCCGCUCCGACUUCGUGUCCGCCAUUCAGCAGAAACUCCACAGCACUCCAGCACCCAGCUCAAAGCAGGCUUCUCGCAUCCACCAGGAACGAGAAGAGGAGAUGAACCAGUUGCCUUUCCAACCAAUCAGUGAGAACGCCUGGCUGAAGAGGAGCAUCUCCGAUCCCGCGACGACUCGGAGGAAUUGUGACGUUGGGCUGAAGGACUGCAGCUUCUCUGACGCGAUCACGGCGUGCAAAGAGGAGCGAUCUUCACGUGGCACAGGUGGCUGUGACGCUCACGUGGAGCUUGACCGCUCCAAUAAGGAGCAGCUGCUCCCGGGACGGGAGGAAAGGGGUGAAAUCGGGGCGGAGGAAGGAAAUGAAGUCGGGCCGUCGGGGACCCGACAACCACCGACGGUGUUGAGGUUGUGCUUCAACGAGGAGCAGAGUUUCUCCGAAGCCCCUCUCGGCGAGGGGCGGAGUGUGGCAGCGGUCGAGGUUUCCAUGGCGACCGAAUUGUCUUGGCGCGACGGAGGAGGCGGCUCCUCGUGCAGCGGAGAGGGGAUUGAGCUGUCGGAGGAUGGGGAGCUGCGUUUGUGGCGAUAUCCUCGAGACGGGCAAGAGUCCGUUGCAGAUGGAGAACAGGAGGACGUUUUUGUCAAAGAGGAGGAGGAGGAGAGAGAGUUCGAAUCAUCCAGAGUGGACAAAGUGGAACCAGGUUGUGGCGCAGAACACGUCCCGGAUGGGGGAUGUCAGUCGGGGGACGGCCCCGUUGAGAUGCAGGAAGACGGGAAUUGUAGACCUGAGGAGUCCCAAAGCUCUUCAGAUGAACCCGUAAGACGCCCGUCUAAUUCGGGUGGAGACAAAGCGUCCCGUGGGGGACUUCAUGACGGAGCGGGCACAGAAGGCGUCGAUGUUUGUAUCAUAAAACUAAGCCAGAAAGACGUAGGCGGAUGUGUUGAAAGGGCUGAUCGACAGUCAAAUGAGAUCCAGUCAGUUCGCAUCGAAGGAGACGACACGGAUGUCGAGUCGGACAGAAGCGGCGGCGGCGAGCGCGAAACGGAGGGUUCUCCUCCGGCGGAAACGCCGACUGGUUGCACGGAGCUCCAGAUAGACGUCGAGGUUGAGGCGGCGUCAUCGAACGCUGAUGGAAGUUCGACGCGGGUCGCGGGGUCGGAUCACCUUUCGCAGGGCGAGCAAACGGAGCGGGACGCGCUGGGCGGGAGGCGGGGCGGUGCAGACGGGCCGGGCCCCCUCAAAGCGGAGGGAGCGGGGCGCCCAAAGAAAGUCGCCUUCGCCCCGGAGGCGAACGCCUCCACGGGGUCCGGCGCAGGCGGCGGCGGCACGAACGAUGCUGAGCUGAAUUCUUCCCAUGACACCAAUACGUCCCAAACCAUCGACCAGAUGUUCGAGGAGGUGCUGGAAUGUGCUGGAAGGGUGGAUGGGGAGAGGAGGGGAGAUAAAGACCCCGACAGUGGCAUUGGCGUUUCCCCCGGGGAUAAGGACGAGCCAGACGAAGAGGAGGAGGAGGAGGAGGAGGAGGAGGAUGGCGGCGGCGAGUCCAAGGAAAAGCCGUGCGAUGGGAGCAGGAGGCCUGAAAGCAGCAGCGACGAGCUGACCUUCCCUCCCUGCGGCAUCCUCUCUCCUCUCAGUAGGUCCGUGGCGGCCGUGGUCACCCCCCUGCGGCGGGCGGCGAGCCACGAGUGCGACCCUUCCCCAGGCGAGCGGCCCCCGCCUCCUCCUCUGUACAGUAUCGAGGACUACCGCACACAACGGCAGAGCGCGCUGCCCGCCGCGCCGAGCGCCGCUUCCGAUGUCCGGGGACGAGCUGCAGAGAAGCCUCGACCUCAGACCUCCGUCAGCACCAAGGAGAAGAUCACGGCGCUGCGGGAGGAAGCGGCGAGGCUGCAGACGAUGAUCAAGCAGACCCUGCAGGCCCUGAGCUGCUGCACCGACGAGGAGCACGGACGGGGCUCGCUGGAGGAGGCCGAAGCCGAGAAGCUCCUCCUCGUCUCCUCUGAGAGGCGCUCGGCCCUGCUGGCGGAGGUGUCCAGGCUGCGGGAGGAGGGGACCUCCGAGUCCGGAGGAGACGGCGAGCGCGUUUCCCAGCAGCCCUGCAGAGGGACGGUCCGCAUCGCAGACAUCCAGCUGCCUCUCAAGGUGGAGUUUGUCUGCUCCUCCCACAAGCGCGCAGGUCGGCCAAGCCACUACUUUUUCGUGCUGAUCCGCUACGGGCCGUGCAACGUGGUCGCCACGCCGCUGGCCACGGCUGCCGACGCCCAGAGCGGGGACGCCAUCUCCUUCCAGACCUCCGUCACGCUGAAAGACAUCCGCUCGACCUUUGCCAUUGACGUCGAGGUCUACAGCCUGUCGCACGUGUCGGGGAGUAAGUCCAGCGCGGAUCAGACCUCCACCAAGUCGCGGGUCACGCCAAGAAAGCUGCUCAACACCAUCACGAGAUCCAGUAACAGUGUGACAUCUGCGGCUCCCCCUGCUCUCAACGCCUCUCGCUCCAGCAACUUUGUUCUGGUCGGCUCCCAUCAGAUCACCUUGGCCUCGCUGGGACACAGCAAGUUCCCCCUGGAUAAGAUGAAACUUGAUGGCAAAAUCAGGAGGCUGCUCGGGGAGGAAUUUCAGGAAAAGGUGCCUUUUCUCUCGCCCCUGGAGGGCAACAUCUACCUGCGACUGGACAGCGACGGUCACUCCGACGUCCAGCACCAAGGCUUCCUGACGAUGUUCGAGUUGGUCGGUGGGUUCGGGGUGUGGCGUCGCCGAUAUUUUGUCCUGGUGGGCUGCGACAUGUUUCACUGGAACAACCCCAACGACCGAGAGAGCAAGGAGGCCGAGGGCAGCGUUUCCCUGUCCAGCUCCCGCAGCCGCUGCGUCCGCAGCGUGAAGAGAGACGCGUGUGCCCGACCUUUCACCUUUGAGCUGGUCAGCAGCGUCCCCGAGCAGCAGGACGCCGGCGCCAAGUUGUGGUUCUCAGCCGACAGCAAACAGGAGAGUCUGGACUGGAUGGAGAAGCUCAAUCAGUCGCUGUUGGACUUCAACACGUGGAGGCAAACGUCUGCAGCUCCAGUGUCGGCCGGUCAGUCGGACGCGUGCAGCAGUGGGAAGCUGAGGGAGAGCAUUCUGUGAAUCACACGUCCGCCUCCUCGUAGUUUACCUUGUUUACCUCCGAGUGGCAGCAGGUGAUGUUCUUCUUCAUCGCCUGUCUAGCAAUUGAAAUAUAUAUUAUUUCCUUUUUAAGAGAUCUAUAUCUAUUUGAUUUUCCCAUUGUUUAUUUCCUGUCUAAUCUGAAAUCAUUCUUUUUUUUUUUUUAACUUUCAUAUUCUUAUUUUCUUCAUUAUUUGAUUUGGAACUAGUUUUGUUUUGACAUUUUGGGGGGCGAAUCAGCUGCUUUAGCCUUUGUUGGCUAGAAAAUUUUGUCACUUUUGGAAGCUACAGGAAAACUUCUGGUAGCUUCUAUAUAUAUAUGAGAUCAUUUACACAUGUAUUGCAAAUCAUAUUGUGUUUUUGUAGACUGAAGGAUGAACAAUGUGUAUCGAUGUGCAGUGUUGAAGGACUAAUGUAGGCGGGAGAGGUGUGAGGACGCGCUGCUCCUGUUGACGUGUCCAUCAUAGGGGACGUUUGGCUGUGAACAGUUUCAAAUGCCACAAUCGCCUGGUUCUCCGUCCCGCGGCCUCGCAGGGUUCUUCCAUGUACCCCACCUGUAUUACCGCACACGUGUGAGCCCUUCAGGUGGCUUAUAAACCCACGUUAUGCAUCAUACGACAAAAGAAUGACCGUAGUGUGUUUGGUCUGAUGUCUGUCUCCUUUUACGUGUGCGUCCACCUGUCCGUCUGUCCCUCUUUGCUCUACACAAUAUUCAUGUGAACUCAUUUUCUAUGCAUUCAUUGGAGCUGUCUGUACAAUAAAUGGAUUGAAAUGGCUACGAAA
Molecule: messenger RNA, 4504 nt
Organism: Gasterosteus aculeatus aculeatus (three-spined stickleback)
Lineage: Eukaryota; Metazoa; Chordata; Actinopteri; Perciformes; Gasterosteidae
Gene: anln2
Product: anillin, actin binding protein 2
Biological process (GO): actomyosin contractile ring assembly; mitotic cytokinesis; septin ring organization
Cellular component (GO): actomyosin contractile ring
Source: RefSeq, a predicted model, not a curated record